CCUCCACCACAUUUCCGGAGAGUGCUGCGUUUGUUAUCGGAAGUAUAUAGAAAGCAGCACUGGUGUGGAAACCGAGACAAUGAACGGGCAGCCGGAAAUCGAGGCAGACUACAAGAAGAAAUACAAAAACCUGAAAAGAAAAUUAAAGUUCCUGGUUUACGAGCAGGAAUGUUUUCAAGAAGAGCUAAGAAGAGCUCAGAGAAAACUUCUCAAAGUUUCCCGUGAUAAAAGUUUUCUGCUUGACAGGCUGUUGCAGUAUGAACAUGUCGAUGACGAUUCUUCAGAUUCUGACGCAACGGCAUCUUCGGAAAACAGCGAUGGAGAGGCCCAGAGAGCAACCGAAAAUGUCGGCGUGAAAAAACGCAAAAGCAGCCCUCACCUGCCUGGCACCCCGUCUCCCUCCUCCAACACUCUCUCUCUGCUGCCAAGAGGAGGCUACAAUCCUCUACAGACUGGGACCAGCGCCCCCUACCUCAAUACUCUGCCCUUCCCCCCUGAGUAUCUAGCGCCCCCUGCUGACAGGGACAGGAAGGAGAAAAAAAGUAAAAGCAACAAGCACAAGAAGCAACAAACACCCAAGGUGGUGGUCCCCCCUUCUCCAGCUUCGUCAGCCCCCUCCUUCCCGGUGGCAGCUUCUGCCAUGCCCCCCCAGCCAUUCAGCUCUGUACCCAGGCAGAUGCUGAGCGGAGAUGCCCCAGAAGAAGAGAGCGAGGGAGAGAGUGAGAGGGAGGAGGAGAGGGGAGAGGGGGAGGAGGCAGAACUGGUCAUUGACAUCCCAAACGAGUGAACUGCCUGCCCAAUACCAUUCUGACAAUUCUUUGAUGAUGUUGGGGAAAAAAAGUAACAUUUAAUUACCUUCAGUUUUCACAGAGACUUUUGUGACUUGUAGAUAUUUCAGAAAGUAGAUUAUUUUAUGUGAUGCCUUGUUAAUCAGGGUAACCAUGAUAACUGAUCUGAAGAACUGGUACUGUUUAUUGUACAAGGGCAGGGGUUGUCAUCCCAUUCAUUUCAAUGGAGUGUGUAAUGAGAGGGCCGUGUCCAGAGAGAUCACACUCUCCCCUGGGUAUGGACUCUGGUCCCUGGUUCUGUGGAACGACAAUCAGUCUGCAGCUUGUACCAUGCCAUCUACCUUCCUGUCACUUAAAAUAAAACCUAGUCAGAUUGGAGUGUUCCUGGACUAGGAGGUGGGGCAGGUGUCUUUUUUCAAUGCAGGUGACCCAUCUCUACAUUUUCAUUGAAAAAUUAACUAAGAAACUAACCCAAGUCUUAUUCAUGGAGGUAAAAAUAUGAAAUAAGUUUUGGUUAAUCAAUUCAUUGGUUUUCUAUCUGCAGAUGCCGUUACUAGUGACUUACAUACUUUCAAUGUCAAAACAUAUUUUUACCAAUUCAUAAUGUUCAAUAAGGAUUUUCUUUUUUUUUUCAAAGUUUGGUAUGAAUAGACAUGUGUUGUUUUCACA
This is a messenger RNA of Polyodon spathula (Mississippi paddlefish), 1457 nucleotides long. It is a transcript of the gene ino80e, whose product is annotated as INO80 complex subunit E. NCBI's taxonomy places the organism in Eukaryota, Metazoa, Chordata, Actinopteri, Acipenseriformes, Polyodontidae. The transcript has 8 exons. Gene Ontology annotation, cellular component: Ino80 complex; nucleus. Bases 80 to 787 code for a protein of 235 amino acids. The record is from RefSeq and is a predicted model, not a curated record. Gene Ontology annotation, biological process: chromatin remodeling.